UCUAUGAAAAACCCUAGAGACUUCACGCAGGCAGUCUUCACCGCGCGGCGGCCUCAUACCCGCAGGCAGUUUUCACCGCGCGGUGGCCUCAUCCCCGCCGGCGAGCCUCCACUCUCCUCCGCCGGUAAGCCUCCACCGCCCCAUCGAUCGCUCCUCACCCGCCGGUGGCCUCCCCCUCGGCGGACAUUUCUUGGUGCAUUUGGCCCCCCCCCCCUCCACCACCAGCGAAAUUUACCCAUCCCGAAUCGCCCCCCAAAAUCGGUCCUACACCGCACCAGAUCACAUCUCAUGAUUCCAGUGAGAAUUCGAAAAGGAGGAAGCAAUGACGGAGGUGGCGCUCCUCCGGGGCCCGACCAACCUCGCUUCCACCAAGCGGCAGCCCCGAGCGCACUGCGGGAUCUGCUAGGAGCCGGCGACUCCUUGAACAGCAUGGGCAAGAGGCCGUGGAGGAGGAAGAGGAGCGGUGGUCGUUCUUGGCACUGCUCUUCGAGCUGUUGCAGAAGUCGCUGCUCGGGUGCAGGACGGUGGGCGGCGGCGGUGAAGGCGAACACGGCGGCGGCGGGAUGGAGAUUGGGCUGCCCACGGACGUGCAACAUGUCGCGCACGUCACGUUUGACAGGUUCCAUGGAUUCCUGGGGCUGCCCGUUGAAUUCAAGCCCGAAGUGCCCCUCCGUGCUCCCAGCGUGAGGUAUGACUCUUAGUGUCCAUCGUCAAUUUAGAUUAAUUUUAAGUUCACGCUUCCAGAAAUCUGACUUUAUUUUUGCAGAAUUUACUUAUGCAAUAACAUGAACUUUUUUAGCUCCAAUUUGAACUUUAACUUGAGGGUGUUUGCAGUUUUCUUCUUUUAAUUCCAAGUAUGUCUGGUGCUUUGGUAAUUGAUAUGAACAGUUGAUAACAAUAAGUAUUAGAUUAUGUUCUUUUAGAAAGCUGUAAAAUCUAGAUGAUGUUUGCUUGACACAGGUUCGUUAAUAGUUCAUCACUCUUUAGCAUUUUGAUGGCAUGCUCGUUUCCGCAAUAUAGUUUUGAUCCUUGAAAAGUAGUCCCUUUUGUUUGUGUUACAGCCUCCAUGCUCCCUUGAUCUGAAAUAUCAUUGAAAAAGCAAAAUUUUAAGUGGAAUUUGAGUUUCGUUUGAAUUGUGUUAUGAAGUAUGAAGUUGGUUUUCGUGUUGGCGGCCUUAGCAGGAUCUGAACUACGGUUGAUGAAAUGGGCAUGUCUUCUGAUAGUGGAUAUGCUUUGGACCGCAACUGUUCAUAGAAAUAAUUUCUGUGUUUUUUCCCAUGUUCCAUCAAACAAUUGGUCAAUCAUUUCGCUGAUGCAAUCUUGUAGCAUCCAUGAUUUUACUGUACUUGCUUACCUCAUCUAAGAAUUAUUCCGAUUGUACUAGGUACAUAAAGUUGAUUGUUACAUCAUCUGUCAUUAGUAAGAUUGGAAAGUUGCCAGGGAUUCCAUGAUUUAUGUAUGGCCUAUUUUGUAUUGAUUAGAUUAUUCACUAUUUUUCUCUAGACUUGCAAAUUACUUUGGUUUUUACCUUUUUUUCUAUCCUUCAUCUAUUGUUCGUACAGUAGACCUUGGCUUCAAAUACUUGGUAUAUUAUUUUUUGUCCCAUAUAACAGAGCUAGAAAUAUUGCCAGCAGCCGAGCACAUAUGACUCCAUAUAUUGUAGGAAUAUUUCUUUAUCAGAAUAUGAUCCAAGACCACCUGAAGGAACAAUUUCCAAUUCUGAACAUGAAAGAUGAGUGUAAUGCUAAUGCAUGAAUCUGAAAGUGCAGGAUUUUCGAACCAGUGCAGGAUGGGGCACAGGUUGGCUCCUGUCAAGUGCCAAUAACUUCCGUACUAAAUUCUAAAUGCUGGUGAAUAGAAGUUCACCAAGAAGACAAUGAAAAAAAACUAGACCAACAAGGAGGAACUAGGCAGCUUUUAUAUCAAGAAAAUAGGCACCCAAUUUGCCUGGACAAGUACUUGAAUGUGGGUGGUAUAGGAACACCACAAAGCACAAACAACUGAGCCUGUUCAGCUGCCUUAGCCAGGAACCCACUGAGAGAACAAUACCAAUAUUGGGCCAAAAAAAUGUUGUCAAAUCAUGUCUGGCAAUUUGGAAGUUGCGAAGUUAGUUAAAAAAACUGUGUGAAAGAUAUGUUUAUGGACAUGAAUGAACUCAGUUACAAGAAAAUUCAUCAAUAAAUUUGCAAAAUUGUAAUAA
Messenger RNA from Zea mays, 2200 nucleotides. NCBI's taxonomy places the organism in Eukaryota, Viridiplantae, Streptophyta, Magnoliopsida, Poales, Poaceae. The record is from RefSeq and is a predicted model, not a curated record.